ACAAGCAGAGCCCUGGUCCUCUUCCCAAGCCUCAGAUUAAUUAAAACUGUAGCGCCGUUUCGCUCCCGCGCUGGCGCGCUCACUCGUUUUUCGGCUCUCUCCUCGUCUUCUGAACCCACUCUGUUUUCGAGCUUAAAAGGAUUCCAUCAUGUCCCAUUAAACGGUCGAUGGAACCGACGCCUAGGGUUUCGCCUCCACCGACGGUCUGGAUACAUCGAUGGGCGCCCUGACAGAUCACCGGAAGCGCGCUCGCGCAGAUCUAAAAAGAUUUUUCCCUCUCGCUCUUCUCUCCUUCCUCCAAAAACCCCGUCCACGUCCACCUCCGUCGUUGUGAUUCGCCGCCGCCGCCUUCUCUAAGCACUUGCGCUCUCCUCCUCCCCCAUCCUCUCUUCAACCCCCGCUUUCCGCUCUUCGUUGCAUCAUCCACGCUCCGCAGCGCAUCAUCCAAUCCUUUAGCCUCUGUUCUUCGUCCACUUAGAGACCGAGACACUCAAACGCUGCGAAGAUGGGUAAUUUCUUAUCGAGGAAGGGUGAUGACAGGGUCUACUUGAAUGACUUCAAGAGGAGUCAUAAGCGUUUUUCACAAGAACCAUUAGGUCUUCCGUUUCUAAUUCGAAAGGAUGAUAGAGGAUAUUCUGCUUCUGUUUUGAAUAGGAAGUUUAAACCCAAGGAUGAUCGUAAGGAGCUUUUUCAUUCUCUUAAAUAUGAAGAUGAUGAAGAGGUAUUUCAUGCCUUCCAUUGUUGCAAUAGCCAUGAAAUUUUAGUCAGACAUGAACCCUCAAAUAUUGUGAUUUCUUGGGGGGAUUUGCAAUGCUUGAGACCUGGUGCUUGGUUGAAUGAUGAGGUCAUUAACCUUUACCUGGAGCUAUUGAAGGAGAGGGAAAGAAGAGAACCUGAAAAGUUUUUGAAAUGCCAUUUCUUCAAUACCUUUUUCUUUGAAAAGUUGGCCAAUGGGAAGAAUGGCUACGAUUUCGAAGCUGUAAGAAGAUGGACUACAAAAAAGAAGCUGGGUUAUACCCUUAUUGAAUGUGACAAAGUGUUUGUUCCCAUACACAAAAAGAAACAUUGGUGUUUAGCUGUUAUCAAUAUAAAGGAUGAAACUUUCCAGUAUCUUGAUUCUCUUGGUGGCAAGGAUAUUCAUGUGCUAGAAGUAUUGGCAAGAUAUUUAAUGGAGGAAACGAGAGAUAAGGGUGAUACAGAGAUUGACAGUACUUCCUGGAAGAAAGAACUAGUAGAUGACCUUCCCCUACAAAAGAAUGGGCGAGUGGGAUUGUGGGAUGUUCAUGAUCAAGUACACAGACUUCUAUAGCAGAGGUUUGAAGCUGUGCUUCAGCCAGGAGAAUAUGGAUUACUUCAGGAAGAAAACAGCCAAAGAGAUCCUCAGAAGAAGAGUUGAAUAAAACAGAUUGCAAUUACUUGGAUUGCUUCAGUUUACUUUGGAUGAACUACUAGUCGGAGCAAAUUGACUGAAGAAACAGUUAUGUUGGAUGUCUACGAAUUGUAUGAUAAACACCUUGUUUUGGAUUACUCCUACACAAGUUCGGAGAGUGGGGAAAUGGGUUGGGCUGUGGCUGAUUAACAGAGGCCAGAUCGUUUUGUCAGGGAGAUUCAAGAUGCAUUUUUAUGUUUCAAGGACGAUAUUUAAUAGGUUAGUACGAUUUUUUAGCCCUCUUUCGCUCUCAAUUAUUUGCCGAUUAUGUUGUUUUUUAUAGUAUAGCAACUAAGGCUUACCAAUCUUUUUAAUUGGUGUAUAGUGUUUUAACUAAGAAAAUUUUUGGGUCAA
This is a messenger RNA of Dendrobium catenatum, 1783 nucleotides long. Its product is annotated as ubiquitin-like-specific protease 1A. Gene Ontology annotation, biological process: protein desumoylation. Bases 506 to 1309 code for a protein of 267 amino acids. Lineage: Eukaryota; Viridiplantae; Streptophyta; Magnoliopsida; Asparagales; Orchidaceae. Gene Ontology annotation, cellular component: nucleus. The record is from RefSeq and is a predicted model, not a curated record. The transcript has 9 exons. Gene Ontology annotation, molecular function: deSUMOylase activity.